Messenger RNA from Oncorhynchus nerka (sockeye salmon), 7341 nucleotides. RefSeq lists its product as uncharacterized. The record is from RefSeq and is a predicted model, not a curated record. Gene Ontology annotation, molecular function: GTP binding. Lineage: Eukaryota; Metazoa; Chordata; Actinopteri; Salmoniformes; Salmonidae. The coding region runs from base 3259 to 4698 and encodes 479 amino acids. Gene Ontology annotation, biological process: regulation of apoptotic process. The transcript has 6 exons.
UCUUGGGUAAUUUGGUAUUGUUAAAAACAAGAAUAGUUUGUACUUGCUUCAGCUGUCCAACAUUAUUUUUAGGCCCGUGGAAGAAGUUUAGAAGUUGAAAUUGCUAGAGGCUAGUGUUGAAACAUGUAGGUUAGUGUCAUAAUAGGAGUAAUAAACAUAUUGUGCUUUACCGUUAUGUUGUAUUUUUCCAGUGGUGGAAAUUGUCAUUCUUGAGUAACAGUAAACAUACCUUAAUAGAAAAUGACUCAAGUAAAAGUGAGUCACCCAGUAAAAUACUACUUGAGUAAAAGUCUAAAAGUAUUUGGUUUUAAAUAUACUUAAUUAAGUAUCAAAAGUAAAAAAGCAUUUCACAUUCCUUAUAUUAAACAAAUCAGAUGGCACGAUUUUUAAAAUGUAUUUUAUUACGGAUAGCCAAGGGCAUGCUCCAACACUCAGACAUCAUUUAUAAACAAAGCAUAUGUGUUUACUGAGUCUGUCAGAUAAGAGGCAGUAGAGAUGACCAGGAUGUUCUCUUGAUGUGUGUGAAUUGUACCAUUGUCCUGUCCUGCUAAGCAUUUGGGUGUCAGGGAAAAUGUAUGGAGGAAAAAGUACAUUAUUUUCAUUGGGAAUGUAGUGAAGUAAAAGUAAAAGUUGUCGAAAAUAUAAAUAGUAAAGUACAAUACAAAUACCCUAAAAACGAGUUAACUAGUACUUUACAUUUUUUUUUACCUAAGUACUUUACACCACUGUAUUUUUUGAGAAGAUUACAUCAAAUAAUACAAUACAGUUAUUGUACAGGAGGCCUAGUUAUACUCAAAAAGUAUUUGAUGCUGUUAUUUUAGUCAAACAAAAACAUAAUAUAGAGUUCAAAAUUAUAAUCCUAUAUUUCUAUCAUAUUAGGAAUCACCAAAAAGGGGAAGUGGCAGAACACACUUCACAACAUCUUGUGUGAACUCCUUGAAGAUGAAUUCAAAAAACUGAAGCACUUUUUGACUGAAAUCCCCAGCGGAAAACUGGAACAUGCAAAACAACUGGAUGUAACAGAUAUGAUGAUAAAAGCCUUUGGAUUUAAUGAAUCAAUCACAAAAACACGAGACCUCAUGAAGAAGAUACCACGCAAUGACCCAGCUGUGCAAGACAUGCUGGAGCCCUUCCUGUCAGCAAUAGGAGAAGCAUGGUGAUUUAAACAUAAUUAAUUAAAUACACUACAUGCUCGUUGAACAUCUCAUUACAAAAUCAUGGGCAUUAAUAUGGAGUUGGUCCCCCCUUUGCUGCUUUAACAGCCUUUACUCUUCUGGGAAGGCUUGCCACUAGAUUUUGGAACAUUGCUGCAGGGACUUGCUUCCAUUCAGCCACGAGACCAAUAGUGAGGAUGUUGGGCACUAAUGUUGGGUGAUUAGGCCUGGCUCACAGUCGGCGUUGCAAUUCAUCCCAAAAGUGUUGAAGUUGAGGUCAAGGCUCUGCGCAGUUCAGUCAAGUUCUUCCACACCAAUCUCAACAAACCAUUUCUGUACGGACCUCGCUUUGUGUACGGGGGCAUUGUCCUGCUGAAACAGGAAAGGGCCUUCCCCAAACUGUUACCACGAUGUUGGAAGCACAGGAUUGUCUAGAAUGUCAUUGUAAGCUGUGGUGUUAAGAUUUCCCUUCACUGGAACUAAGGGGCCUAGCCUGAACCAUGAAAAACAGCUCUAGACAAUUAUUACUGCUCCACCAAACUUUACAGUUGGCACUAUGCAUUCGGGCAGGUAGCGUUCUCCUGGCAUCCGUCACACUCAGAUUUGUCUGUCAGACUGCCAGAUGAAGCAUGAUUCAUCACUUCAGAGAACUAAUUUCCACUGCUCCAGAGUCCAAUGUAGACAAGCUUUACACCACUCCAGCUGACGCUUGGCAUUGCACAUGGUGAUUUUAGGCUUGUGUGUGGCUGCUCUGCCAUGGAAACCCAUUUCAUUAAGCUCCUGACGAACAGUUCUUGUGCUGACGUUGCUUCCAGAGGCAGUUUUGAACUCAUAGUGAGUAUUGCAACUGAGGACAGAUGAUUUUUACACACUACGUGCUUCAACAGUUGGCGAUCCAGUUCUGUGAGGUUGUGUGGGCUACCACUUUGCAGCUGAGCUGUUGUUGCUCCUAAACAUUUCCACUUUACAAUAACAGCACUUAGAGUUGACCUCUAGAAGACCAGAAAUUUGAUGAACUGACUUCUUGGAAAUGUGUCAUCCUAUGUCGGUGCCACGUUGAAAGUCACUGAGCUCUUCAGUACAGGCCAUUCUACUGCCAAUGUUUGUCUAUGGAGAUUGCAUGGUGGUGUGCUCGAUUUUAUACACUUGUCAGCAACAGGUGUGGCUGAAAUAGCCAAAUCCACUAAUUUGAGGGGAUGUCCACAGACUUUGUAGUGUAUGUGCUACUCACUUCAGACUCAGUUCAUUAUUGGCAACAGUCAAUGUCAUGGAUCUUUGUCAUCUUUUCGGUUAGAUUUGUUUAUAGUCAUAUAUGUAAAUGAACCCUUUUCUUGUUAAUAUUGUAACUAUAAGCAAUAUCAGUUUCCUUUUCCGUAUUAAAUUUUGAUAUUGCCCUAUUAGCCAUUUGAUAGUUUUCUAAACACAAAGAUGUGUCACUGCUUGUGUAUAAGUGUUCCGGAAUAACAGGCCAGAGACAAAAAAGAAAAUUAGACAAAAAAGAAAAAAAGAAAACAAGUCAAAAUGUUAUGGAUGACUUUGAUUUAAGAUAAGAAACUCAAGCAACUGUUCAGAGACAAUGGUACAAUACAAUGGUGCCAGGGUUGCCACAGUGGAUUGAGGAGAGAUGAGGAAAAUGAACUCUGACAAAGACAUGGAGAAGAUCAAUUUUCAGAUAAGGAUCAACUCUGGUGGAGGUCGCUUCAGGGAUAAAGACGGGGUGCCUCCAGGGGUCACUGCUGAGGGAGAGGGAGCUGGAAGAGGUGUACACCCGCGUGGCAUGGUGCAUCCUGGGAAGGUGGGGAGACAAGGAGAGGCUCCCAAGGAGACCAUUGACAGGUUGGAUGGACAGAGAGGCUGGUGAGCCGUGGUUGUGAGGAGGAUGGAGGCGACUACCACUGCUCAGGGUUCGAAACACAUCAUCAAGCUGAAACACCCGGAGAACCUUGUCGACUACACAGAGUAUCAGAGAGUGAAUGAGGGCUUCAGGAAGACUGCCAUGUGCUUAAGUUUGACAUAAAGAUCCCGGUUGCCAUUGUCAACUGUAGUUGCAGUGUUUCCUGUGGAUCCAGUGGAUUUUAAACAAAAAUCUUACAUAACAUGCAGUAUGGGAGCCAAACACAGUAAAACAUGUACAGACACUGAUGAGGAUCCAUUAAUUACAAAUGAAGAGUUAGAUGAAGAGGAGGUCCUGUUUAAUCGUUUGGAUUUUGUGCUUAUUGGAGGUAAGGGUGCUGGAAAGAGUACCGUAGGAAACAUAAUCCUUGACAAGAAGUCCUCUUUCUGGAUAUUCAGUAAUAAACAACGUGUGAAGAAAAUAAAUCAGAAAAUAACUGUGAUCCGCACUCCAGACUGGAGUCAGUCUGGACUCUAUAACAGUCGAAAGAAGAUAAAGCGGCAGAUCCAAGACUCUGUUAAGUCAUUUAAAGACGGACCUAAUGCUGUCCUCUUGGUCAUUGAAUCCACCUCUAAAGAGUCUAGUUUUAAUGUGUGUGAGCAGAAUAUACUGGAAGAUCUGCUUACCAAGAAAGUAUGGGAUCAUACUGUGGUGUUGUUCACAAAAGGGGAAAAACUGGCUGAAUUUGACCUCAGUGAGCAGAAAAUCCAAAAUACAUUUGAACAUUUGAUAAGAAAAUGUGGAAACCGGUGUCAUGUUCUCUAUGAGAACAAGCCACGCAAGCAACAGAACAGGGAGGUGAUCAAGACAUUAGAGGACAUGUCUCUUAAAAACAAAUAUGAGAAUUUCUACGUGGAGCAAGAAGCCACCGAUCCUGUAAGGAUAUCAACCAAGAGGUUGAUGAAGAAGAUCGCUCUGAAAGGAAACAUUUUGAACAAAAUUAGAAAACUUUAUUCACGUCUUUCAAUUGAAAACGGCAGAUCCAACGAGUCCCUUCAGAAUGAAAUCAAAAAACUGCAAGAGAUCCUUAAACAGAAGGAUGAGGAUAUAACAAGACUACAGUCUUAUCUUAAUCAGCAUUCAGAGACAGACUUUCUCAGUCUGUCAAAUAUAGACAGUCAGACACAGACAGACUUUCUUAGUCCGUCAAAUAAAGACAGACAGACACAGACAGACUGUCCAGGACUCCCCGAAGAAAACCAACAGAAACAUCCCUUGAUGGGAGAAGAUAGCAAUGAGGACACAAAAGUGGAGAGAAAAUACUGGAUGAAUGAGGUGAGGGAGAGGGAUAUAGAGAUAGAACAGUUAAAGACUAAGUUGGGAAAGCAAGCCAGCUAUGGUACCAUUGCAAAACCAGUGAACAUGAAUGGGAGACAGGACACAAAUGGUAAAUUCUUCAAGAAACACAAGUUGGCGUUGGAGGACCGUAUGGGAUUGUUGCGGCCCAUACUUCGGCUUCUCCAGGAGCGAGGGGUUCUGAAUGACGAGGAGAGGCAGGAGGUGGACAACAAAACAAACAAGACACUGAAGAACCAGGCCCUGCUGGAAAUGGUUUUGUUGAAGGGACCUGGUGCCCAAGAGCAGUUCUACCAGGUACUGAAAGAAGUAGACCCUUUCCUGGUAAAUUACCUGGAAGAGAAGACAAGUUGACAAGAGCAGGCUGGUGUGUAGUUAAGGAUUCCGACCCCAACCAGAAUAGGAGACCACUCUCCAGUUAUGUUUGACAUUAUCUGUGCUGCCUACCAGAUUAGGAACCUGUCGAUUUCUAAUCACUGGGAUUUACUGGGAUUUACGUGCAUUCAUUUUACUGGGAAUUACAUGCAUUCAGAGGGGUAAAGCGUUUUUCAAAAUAUACUGUUCAGAAAGGACAAUAUUCUUCACAUUACAUCACAAGUUAAUGAAUUCUUAGCCUACUCCAUGUAAAAUGUAUCUUUUAACUGUCUUGAAUAGGCCCCCAGGUCUCAGGAAAGGUGAUGUGACCAUGUAAGGCUAACAUUUAACAGCCUCUACUACACAGGUGUACUAACUGCACACAACAAGCUCAGGUAAAAGUAAAUACGCUGAUCAGGAAAGUCUGUGGUUGAAGCUUGACACCCCCUGGUGUCAUAGUGGAGGAUGGAAAUUGUUGGGCUUUGAAAAUGAUACUUUACACUGUAUCAUCUUGUGAGCCUCAAUCCAAAUCACUGCAUGUUAUAGUUCUGUCACUUCAUUUUGUAUUUUAUUUUAUCAUGUAUUUUCCUACCAUAGCCUAUUCUGCUGUGUGAAACUAAAUGAUUUCUCAGUGUUCAAUAUAUCAUUAUACAGUAUAUAUUGAACCGUUUAGGUAUGCCAUUUAAAAAACAAACAAUUACAGUAAAUGUUGGUCAGUUUUGUCACUUUUAUAUUUUGUUAUAUUAUGUAUUUCCUUCCAUAGCCUAUUCUGCUGUUUGACACUGAAUUACUUUUUGUGUGAUUAAUAAAGCAUUAUAUAUUUACUUAAUUAACCAUUCAGGUAUGCAAAAAUGAUUUUCAAUCAUUUUGGACUGAACAUUUUGGUCAGGGAUUAUGGGUCAUGAACCCAUUUUGAAUACAUGGGUUGGGGUCAUUCUGAAUUGAAGCAGAGAGGAAGAAGAGAAGCGAGAGGCUCCCCUCCCAUUAAAAUCUAUUCACGCAAGAAUACAGCAAUAAGUAGACCAAGUAGGGAUUUUUUGAAUAUAGGUCUAUGAGAGUGUCGGAUUUGGUCAUCAGAAAAUGGGAUUGCUAAUUUGCUAAGGGAGUCUUAUUUGAUGUAAUUGAAGUUUCAUAAUGGUUAGGUUUUUAGAAUGUAUUGAUAUAAGUGAACGUACGUGGCAUCUGGGCAACUUUAAGAAAACCGGAUUUAUAUCAGAGUUGAGUCUGCUGUUCACACGCAUAUCUGCCCUAUCAUUGGCUAUAAUGUUUCCACCUGAUCACUCUUCCUCCUGCCUGCCUUUCCACUGUUGCGACAACAAGAAAUCCCAUUAAGACCAUCUCGUCAUUAGCAGUCAAUUCAGGAUGUGAUUUGAAUUUCAAAUAAAAUGGAACAACUUUUGAAAUAAAUAACCUCUACUUUUCAGUUUCUUGAGAAGUCAUUAAAAAUAGAUACCCUUUUUUCAAUAUUGAAUUGGAUUUUCAGUUUACUUCCUGAAUUGACUGCCUUCAAUUCAAAUCGACCCCAACCCAGCUGAAUUCAGCCUUCGUCUCUCUCUUUGUGUUUGUCAAAGUGUUCCUUCUGUCUGAUUACCCUCCUUGGCUCCCUAAGCAGUAGUAAGUUCAGUAUGCAUGUAAGUUCAAUACCUAAACAGGCCACUAGAUAUCAGAAAAUUGGAAUGAGGAUCAGAUUUCACCAGGACCAUCUAAGAGGAAAAAGUGUGUUUCCCUGCACACAGACACACGUGGUGUGUUCCAGUCUGAUCACGGCAGGCUCGUCCCUGAUGUGGAUGGAGCAUUUCAAUCUCGUAGGGUGGGGGCCCUCUCUGAUUCAGCAGGGUUGGGUUAAAUGCUUUCCCCACACUUUUUCCCCAUUCUGAUUGUGUCCAUUUUUAUACAGGUGUAGAAGAUUAAAUGACCCAUUGUGAUCACAUCUUUCUGUAAUCAGGAACGCAUUGUGUCUGGAUAUCUCUCAAGUGUAGAACGAUUUGGACAGCGAAACCAUUUAAAUCAUAAUUACCAGCCUUCUAAAAAUCAUUGACAGGUGGCCCCACUGACUUAUGGCAUCAAUAUGUCUUAACCAGACACUGGUUUUGAAGUUUGCAGCCGGGGCUACCUCAUCACGUGACCAUUAGCGCCAGCUAUAAACGAGGCUUCAGACAGGUGUAAGGACAGGCCCAGCUCACUGUCAAGCCUUGAGCAACACAGGAGACAGAACAUCUACAGCCCAGUUCAAACCAAGCUGGCAACAGUUUAGAGAUCGGGCUUGUUUUGUUGUUUUUGUUAUUAUACAUGGAUCAUGUAGCUUCACAAAAGAGUCAACAUUUUCUAAAUAUGAGUGUAGUUCAAUGUAACCAACAGUUUAUAGAAUGGGCUUGAACAUUAAUGCAUGGUUCAAUAUAUAAUCAUGUUGCAUUACAAUAGAUUUACAUUUUUAACCACAAUAUGCAACUUUUAUCGAUGUUGAUGAAAGGUUAAAUGUCCUAUCUCUUUUGACUUCUAUGCAAGACAAAUACUUAAAUAGUUAACAAAACCAACAUAUACAGUAUAUACUUUUUUGUAAAUGUCUUGUGAAAUCAAAUAAUUUCUUAUUGCUUUAUCUUGUAUGCCUAUUUUGAUUUCUGUUCAUUAAAAUGGAUUGAUGCA